This is a messenger RNA of Raphanus sativus (radish), 1799 nucleotides long. RefSeq names its product indole-3-glycerol phosphate synthase, chloroplastic. Gene Ontology annotation, molecular function: indole-3-glycerol-phosphate synthase activity; phosphoribosylanthranilate isomerase activity. The record is from RefSeq and is a predicted model, not a curated record. The coding region runs from base 281 to 1654 and encodes 457 amino acids. Gene Ontology annotation, biological process: L-tryptophan biosynthetic process. The transcript has 10 exons. Lineage: Eukaryota; Viridiplantae; Streptophyta; Magnoliopsida; Brassicales; Brassicaceae.
UUACUUGAAUAUUUGGAUAGAUAACCAAUAAAUAUUUCAAGUUUUUUUUGGUGUUUUGAGUAUUGUUUAGAUAUUUUGAACAACUUCAAAAUAUCAUAUAUACUUUAGAUACUUUUAUUAUAUUAAAUCUAGAAAUACUUAGUAUACUUAUAUAUAAAAAUUUAUUUCCAAUAAGAAUGUUAAAUAUUUUGGUUUGAAUCGGGUUUGAAUUUGUUACUAAUUUUUUGGAUAGGAUUUGGAUUUUUUUGUCCAAUCCUACCUGCUACACAAAAAUAUCUUUAUGUAUGCAAGAGCAAGCAGCGGACUUAUUACUAUACUGCCCUCGAUGACAUCAUCAGGCGCUGACUCAGCUCCUAGUGGGACCCACCUUUUGUCUUGGCAAAGUGAUUAUCCGCCGCACAAAAGUAUCUCUCCUCCACUCUCCACAUACAAAAAAGGCAAACUAGACAUUCGCCGGCUAUUAGAAUCGGAAGAGAGUUCAGAAAGAAAAAAAAAGAUGGAAGGACUUGUUUCCUUUCAGCCCUUCCCCUCAUCCGUCAUUCAACGGCGUCUCUCUACCGUUUACCUCACCACCAGAUACCCCUCCUCCUCCUCCUCCUCUUGUGCUCCUCCUCUUCGUGCUCAACAGUCUGGAAUCACGGGAGGUUCCGAAAGUGUUUCUUCGGCAUUGGAAGGUAAAGCGAGUGAGCAAGAAGUGGGUAUGUUGUAUCAGGAUGAAGUAGUUUCUAGCCAAGGUAUUAGGAUAAGGAGACGACCACCUACUGGUCCUCCAUUGCAUUACGUUGGACCUUUUGAGUUCCGGUUACAGAACGAGGGUAACACUCCUCGCAACAUCUUGGAGGAGAUCGUAUGGCACAAGGACAAAGAAGUUACUCUGAUGAAGGAGAAAAGGCCUCUCUAUACCCUGAAGAAGGCUCUCGAAAAUGUACCUCCUCCUAGAGACUUCAUUGCUGCUCUUAGAUCUGCUCAUCAGAGAACCGGCCUCCCUGGUUUAAUAGCUGAGGUCAAGAAAGCUUCUCCAAGCAGAGGAAUCCUCAGAGAGGAUUUUGACCCUGUUGCAAUCGCUCAAGCUUAUGAGAAGGGUGGAGCUGCAUGUCUUAGUGUUUUGACUGAUGAGAAAUACUUCAAGGGAAGCUUUGAGAAUCUGCAAGCUAUAAGGGACGCUGGUGUGAAGUGCCCUUUACUUUGCAAAGAGUUCAUUGUAGAAGCAUGGCAGAUAUACUAUGGGAGAAGCAAAGGCGCAGACGCUGUUCUACUGAUCGCUUCUGUGUUACCUGACCUUGACAUCAAAUACAUGCUUAAGAUUUGCAAAAUACUUGGAAUGGCUACUCUUGUGGAGGUUCACGACGAAAGGGAGAUGGAUCGCGUUCUAGCAAUUGAAGGAGUCGAGCUCAUUGGCAUCAAUAACCGUAACCUUGAAACAUUUGAGGUAGAUAUUGGCAUCACAAAGAGGCUCCUGGAAGGAGAGCGUGGUGAAUUGAUCCGUCAGAAAGACAUCCUCGUGGUUGGAGAAUCUGGGUUAUUCACUCCAGAAGACAUUGCAUUCGUACAAGAAGCCGGUGUCAAAGCAGUUCUAGUGGGUGAAUCUCUUGUUAAACAAAGUGAUCCUGGGCAGGGUAUCAGCACACUUUUUGGAAGAGAUGUCUCAGGUUGAGUUUUGUGUAGAGUAACUUUUUGUAUAGAGAAAAAAAACUACAUUGUUUCUCCAUUUAAGCUCUUCUUCUUCUUUCUUUCAAUGCCGCUCAAAUGUGGAGAGACUUGUGCCUAUACAGAAAUAUCCAACUAUUUUGCCUUUGAUA